AUGGCCAUCACAUCCAUCCGACCAGCAGCUGGCUCCAGAUCGCGACGUUCUGCCGACAACAUCAUAGGCCUCCGUUACGAAAAGACGGUCCAGGCAGAGCCUCCCAUCCCGUUGCCUCCCAGAAACACAUCUCGCAACACCAUUCAUACGCUGUCGAUACGAUCGUCAGCAUCGUCUCCCUCUCCCUCUCUGUACUCGGUGUCUCUGUACUCGCCAAGCCUGGUGGUUGUUUCACCACCGCGGCUCUCUCUAUUGCCCAUUACGCCCCCAACUGAGCAGCAUCCGGCGUUGAGGACGCCGGUACGUCAGGCAAAGCUCGCCCACGAGGGUUGGAAGAGAGACUCGGGGCUCGCACCGACGCCCACCUCAGCCACUACCAUUUACGAAGAGGACUGCGAGGAAGAAGAGCCCAAGCAGGAGCCCAAGCAGCCGGCAGAGGCCCAAGACUCUGUCGGUGACAAGCCAACCAAGGUCGACGAGGUACCACGACAUCGUGUCCCACAAGCACAAGCACAAGCACAGCACGGAACAGCUGUCGGUCCAGUGGCGGCUGGUUGGCAGUGUUCGACAAGUGAGACAAAGUUUCAUCAACCAGCCGCGUCUGCGUCAUUUCCCUGCUUCGAAAAACCCAAUACCGCCGCCGCCGCUCCGAGCCGUGGUCAACCUCAACCUCAACCUCCCUCACCACCUCGCUCGCCGUUGUCGCCAGUGUCGCCAGUGUCGCCAAAGAGGCAAAGCAUUCUCAAGCGCCUUAGCGUCUGCUCCUCUGCGUCGGCAAAGGGGAAAUUAGCCCUGCAAGCCCUGGCAAUUGACGAGGGAUCUGCUGCCGCAAACGCGCCAAUGCAGCCCCUGAUGCGGGGCUCGCAGCAAGCCUCCACUCAUAAGCAGCCACAACGGUCGACUGCAGAACAGUCGCCUCUUCCGCUACUGCAGAUACAGACACUAUCUCGCGACACUGCUUCUCCGGGCGACGUCAACGACCGCUUUGCGCCUCUGGGCAUCAGCAUCCCAACGCACAGCCUGCUCGAGGAUGAUUUUAUGGCCACGUUGUCCUUCUCCAACCGCGGCAGCAUCAUGUUCGGCGGCCGACGCGCUGGAGCGCUGGGCCUCGACGGGACCAGCGACUUGGGCAGAGGCGAUGUCUCUGCUCCUUCAACACCCACCCACAGCCAUGCACGAUCCAGCAGCACCAGCGUCGACCGCAUCGAGUCCUUGGCCGCCAGUGCCUCCAACCCCAACCUCGUGCCCCGCGCUCAGCCGCCACCCGACAUCCGCCUGCUAGCAUCCGACGUCGACAAGGAGUCCCAAAAGGUGAGAUCGCUCUAUGGAGUCGGCGAUGCCAUCAAUUGGGAGGAUGGCGCAAGGCGCUCGUACUGCGAACCCUUGGAGCCUACCCCAGAGCUCCCAGCAGAGGAAGAUGGGAAUGACUCGCGAGACACGGAGCUCGCUGGCGGCCUAGAGGACUGGGAAGACGUUGACGGCGCCAGCGUCGAUCGAUAUGGAUUCAUCACCGCCCCGCGAUCACGGCUCGGCACGCCCACGGAAAUGAAGUCUGCCCAGUACUCGCCUAGGCGAAGGAACAUGCUGCAGAAGAGGGACUUGGCUGGCCUAUCUCCCUUGGGCCCGAGCAGGAAGAUGUCCGCCAGGUCGCUCAACACCCAAGCCUCGGAACUAUCUACCGCCUCGAAACGAUCUUCGCGAUCCGUCAUUCGACAGGCUAGCAAUCUGCUACCCCAUAACCGAGAUCGGCGAUGGCUGGACGAGGCUGGCGACAUGCUGACGCUUCCGACAAGCCUCCAAGAUGCCGCAGAGGAAGCCCAUAUAGAGAGGAUAUCGGAAACACUAAAGCGCAAGGAGUGGGAGAGGUCGGAGAAGUGGCGCAAGAUGGCCAAGGUCGUCCGAAGGGGCGGCCAGGGCGAAGGCAUGGAGUUUGAGUUUGACAGAAAGAACCCUAAGCUCAUUGAGCGAACGUGGAAAGGCAUUCCCGAUCGCUGGCGUGCGGCCGCGUGGUGGUCCUUUCUUGCCAACUCGGCUACGGAACACGGAGUCCACGCCAUUGAAGAGGAGAUUGUUGCGUCAUUCCACCGGCUGCUGGAGCAAAGCUCGCCGGACGAUGUGCAGAUCGACCUCGACGUGCCCCGGACCAUUAGCCGACACAUUAUGUUUCGCAAAAGGUACCGCGGCGGCCAGCGGCUUUUGUUCCGCGUGCUGCACUGCCUGUCCAUCUUUUAUCCAGAAACGGGCUAUGUCCAAGGCAUGGCGUCAUUGGCAGCAACGCUGCUCUGCUAUUUUGACGAAGAAAAGUGCUUCGUCAUGCUGGUGCGCAUGUGGCAGCUGCGAGGGCUCGAUCGCCUCUAUCGCCCCGGCUUCGAGGGUCUGAUGAAGGCGCUGCACGAGUUUGAUGAAACUUGGCUGAAUAAAGACGUGGCCAACAGGCUGACCGAGCUCAGCGUAGACAUAACGGCAUAUGGUACGCGUUGGUACCUUACCCUCUUCAACCUCUCCAUUCCAUUUCCAGCCCAGCUGCGAGUAUGGGAUGUCUUUCUCCUACUGGGGGAUAGCGCAGCCGAGGCGAAUAUCGCCACGCAUGUUGAGGACGGCGAAGCAAGCCCGGCAACAGGGCUCGAUAUUUUGCACGCCACGAGCGCCGCCUUGAUCCAGGCCCUCCGCGAGGUGCUCCUGGACUCCGACUUCGAAAACGCCAUGAAGGCCUUGACGUCAUGGAUUCCCAUCAAGGAUGAGGAUCUCCUGAUGAAGGUGACCAAAGCCGAAUGGAAGUCACACCAAGGCAAGAAGAAGACGUAG
Molecule: messenger RNA, 2805 nt
Organism: Trichoderma aggressivum f. europaeum
Lineage: Eukaryota; Fungi; Ascomycota; Sordariomycetes; Hypocreales; Hypocreaceae
Exons: 3
Coding region: 1-2805 (934 amino acids)
Source: RefSeq, a predicted model, not a curated record